AUGAGUUUAAACAAAAAAUCGGAUGAGGUAGCUCACUAUAUUAAGAAUCAAUAUCCAAAUUUAAAUUUUGGAAAUGUCUCAGUUUCUGACAGUUGUGUAACUAAUAUUUGCAAUAUCAUCUUUAAUAAAGAAAAUGAUAAUGGUUUAAAAAAAUCAAUUACAAAUGCUAUCAAUAGAAACACUUCAUCUCUUCGUAAACGUAUUACAAGUAUGAACAAUACUGAUUUAUGUAAUGUGUCAGAAAUGAAUAGUAAAAUAAUAAAAUGUAUUGAAAAUUGUAACUAUACGUCUAGUGAUUUCUUAAAUUUCAAUGUCACAAUUCUAAAUGCCAUAUGUAAACACAUUAAAGUAGCUGCAAAUCGUGUUAACCGUACUAAAUUGUAUAGGAAAUGUAAAAAACACUUUGACAUGUCUUUGUUUAAUCCAUCGGAUGACACAGACAUUAUGAAUUCAAAUAGUGUUUAUUUUAAUGAAAAUUCUAGUAUUGAAAAUUUCACUUCAUAUUCUGAUCACACAGAGCCUGAACUAGUGCAUAAAGACCACGUUUCACUUGAAUACACAAGUGUAUCUCCCCAAAGUGAUUGCAGUUGGAUGAUAGGAAGUCCACUAAUACCUUGUAGUACUCCAAUUCUACCAGAAAGCAUAAGGGUUGAAUCUGAUUUUGUUACACCAAGUAAAUUGGAAUGCAGAAAAAUGCUGGACCUGUGCCAAGUCCCCUUAAAAAUGCCUAUUUUAAGAAAACUCCGGUCAAGUCUAGUGUUGUGCUAA
Molecule: messenger RNA, 768 nt
Organism: Macrosiphum euphorbiae (potato aphid)
Lineage: Eukaryota; Metazoa; Arthropoda; Insecta; Hemiptera; Aphididae
Source: the annotation of a GenBank genome assembly